Schistosoma bovis is the source of this 231-nucleotide messenger RNA. The record is from the annotation of a GenBank genome assembly. Lineage: Eukaryota; Metazoa; Platyhelminthes; Trematoda; Strigeidida; Schistosomatidae.
AUGGUCUCAAACAUUUACAUAGGAAUCAGAAAAAUAAAAGGGGAAUUGAGAUUAACUGACUUGCAGGAUAUAUUUUUGAAUGAUAUCAAACGGUUAACUUGCAGUUGGACGUUUCAAUUUGGUGAAAACAUUUGUUCCACCCGUUUGUCUGUCAAAAUAAAACCGUUGACGUUUAUUCAUCAACAACCAAUGCUUGUUAAAUAUUUAGUUGGCUUAAUAAUUCCAGCCUAA